AUGUUUGGGUCAUCUAAGGACAGCUUGUCUACGGCCAGCAAUGUUGGGACCCCCCUUCACCCAUUUUAUCCCCUUGGAGUAGACAUCGUGGGCUACCUGGCUAACAAAUGGUCUGUCGCGACUUUGCUUGGCAUCUUCCUGGGAGGAUUGCUGGUAAUCCUGGGACUGACAUGGGCUUCCGUUUCAUGGUUCUCGCCCCGGCUUCGCAAACCUGACAAGCUCGUUUUUUUAUGGUUCAUUCUAAGCGGAACAAUACACUUCUUUUUCGAGGGCUAUUUUGCUCUCAACCAUACGCGUAUGGGCGCCGCACAAGAUCUAUUCGGCCAGUUAUGGAAGGAAUAUGCGCUUUCUGACUCGAGGUACCUGACAUCGGAUCCAUUCGUACUGUGCAUGGAGUCUAUCACUGCGCUUUGCUGGGGUCCUCUUUCCUUCUGCACAGCAUACAUGAUCACCGUCAAUCACCCUCUGCGAUACCCACUUCAGGCACUUGUGUCACUUGGCCAGAUAUAUGGCGAUAUCCUCUACUAUGCUACCAGCAUGUUCGAUCAUUACCACAAGAACCUGACUUAUUGCCGACCAGAAGCCUACUAUUUCUGGUUUUACUUUUUCUUCAUGAACUUUAUAUGGAUUGUGAUUCCUGGCGUUAAAGACCGUAUCCGACAAUGGCAGGAGCAAGGAGCCAAGGUUGUGUCCACGCCAGUGACCGACGACGUCUUGGACGUGGGUGAUGAAAAUGCUGGUGCCGGAGCGCCCUGCUCCGCCUCACCAGGCGCGAGAGAGGUUACAAGAGGCGCCGACACGACUCCGCGAAGAAAAACUGGUCGAUGGGUAGACCCAGAUAAUAAAGAAUGGAUCCGAGAAGUGCGCCGCAGCAGCAGCACACCCAGAAAGCGCGUCAUAAGCGAUGAGCACUGGAAGAAGAAGAAACAACAGCAGAAGGAGAAGCCGUCGCCUCGAUCUGGGGGCUCUACACCAAGGCAGGAGACACGGCAGGAGAAGCGUAGUUCAGAAGUACUCAAACACAGCUCGUCGAGGAUUGAGAGGGAGGAAAGGCGCCAGCGGAGGAAACAUCCUAGAUCGAGUACUGAGAGCGGCACCGUACGUGAUGCAGUUGCUGAGACUAAGCUUGACAAUACUUCAACCAGCCCCAGACCGCAUUUGGGCAAUGAAGAGAGCGCAUUUCAGUCAGACCCCGAUAGCGGAGUGGAUGACAGCCUUCCGAGACGACUUCAGGACAGGCGUCCUUCGACGCACCCGACCAAGGAACGUAGGAAGAGCCUUAGGUCCCCGUCUCGAACGGAAGAGAAACCUGUUCAGCGAAGUCAAUAUGCCGCGAUGCUAGACAAGCCACCAACAACAGCGCAGCAAUUCUUAGGUGUUCCGACAGGUAGCAUCCGCUCCGGAAAGGAUGGCAUCGGUAACGAUGAUAAAGAGAUGCUUGCUCGCACUGAGCCUGUGCAACCAACAUCUCAGAGACUACCAAGCAUUGAAGCUUGGCUAGAGGAACAGCCAGACCCAUUCAUUGAGGGUGAUCCUGGACCUGUUCUGAUUCCAGCGCCUUUAAAGACUCGAUCCAGUAAACCAAAGAUCGAGGUUAGCCCAAAGGCCGUGCAAGAUCCGAACAAGAUCUGGAAUUAUGUUGAGUCGGCGAGUCACAAGCCAGAUCGGGUCACCAGCUUAGGACGAAGGAGACGCAAAAAAUCUCGCAGAUCUCCAGACGCUGCCGGUCCUCGUUCUCCCGAUAGCACAGAUGCUGUGCGAGUGAGCGAGGAGACCCUAAGAGUCUCUUCAAGGUCACAAGAUAAAGAUCAAGACCCUAAAGAGGCAGUGUCGAACGGCCUAAAGAGGAGAGGAGCCAGAGCCUUGCGGAGUAGAACAGGUUCUUCACCUGUGAAACAGACCACUCCUGACUAUGAACCGGGCCAGGAAUCGGUCUCAACCACCAUAAUUGAGGCAGAGGUUGCUCCAUCAAGACAGAAUCCAUCAAGGCAAAUUCAACCAAGACACACGAGACCAUGUCCACCGACGGGUAUGCAUCGUUUGUCGACUAUAGCUUCAGUUGAGACGUUUCGAUCGCAGGCAGAAGCUGAAGAUGGUGCAAAUAUGCAGCCAAGAGACAGCAAUGGUCUUCAACGUCGGUUAACUACACACGAGGACCUCAUGUCAGUCCUCUCCUUACCUAGAGCUGGUGGUAGUAUCAAGUCUGCUAGAAGUGUCCGUACUGCGAAGAGCCGUAUGUCAAUGGCGACCUUGGGUGAGGUAUUUGAAGAGCUAGAGGUAGACGAGGCGAAGUAUAUGCGGGAGCUCAAAACGUUGGUGGAUGGUGUUAUUCCCGUUCUAUUGCAGUGUGUUCUGUCAAAAUCAGACUCAGCUGCAGCGGCUGGUCUUUUUUCCUCUUCGGGAAGUGCUCGCGAUGAUUUGAAUUUCACUAAACCGAUUGUUGACAUGGGAGUAGCCCUUGAACGACUCAAAACUUUGCACAAACGCAUUCCAACCAGCAACCUCAACUCACUUUUUUCUUGGGCACAGAGCGCACACAAAGUCUACAUCGAAUAUCUGAAGGCCUGGCGACUGGGCUUUCAAGACGUUAUUGUCAAUCUUGCUCCUCCUAACGAAGACACAAACGCUGAGAUAGACGAAGGUAUGGCUAGAGAUGAGAAUGGGGAUGUGGUCAACAGUGAUGGGAAGAAGGUUGACGUUGCUUACUUGCUAAAGAGACCUCUAGUGAGGAUCAAGAAACUGGCAAAAGUCUUUGCACGGUUGAAGGUCUUGAAACCAUCUUCAAAGUCGUCCACUGUAGCAGAGCAAUACGAUGAUCUGAUCAAAACAGCACGCAUGCGAUCUCAUGAGGAACAAUCACGGCUUGAGGAUGAAGCUGCAGCCAACGUCGAUGCAACAAAGGCCAGGGAUGUUCGGACUUUGGCUGUGCUUUCAGGGAUCAAAAUCAACAAGAGCAGAAGAGUGAAAGCUCGUGAUUGUUUCAGCCUCACAUUCUAUCACUCCAGUGGACAACGCCUAGACUGCCAAAUCGAGCUGUUCCUGCGUGAAGAUCAACCAGGAGUUACUGAAGGUGGAGAUCUGCUGAUCUGCGAGGUCGAAAACAAUGGGAUAUGGCUCUUAUUUCCUCCACUUGAGAGUGGCUCAAUAUCUGCACGACAUGGUGACAACCACGGUGAGAUUGUGAUCAUGGUUCGAGGGCUUGCCAGCUAUGGACAGGAAUUGCAUGAGCUCCUGUUACUUCACACCAGCGAUAUCGAGACUGCCACAGAAUGGGUCAACAUGCUCGCAACACAGCCAGUUCCCCCAAAGCUAAAUCGAACCUCGAGCUUCACGAACGGACGGAACAAAGACAUACUGCCUCUAAGCCAAGCGCGAACAAUUGAUGAAAAGCGUCUCCCACUGAUACCACAAUAUGCUACUGCCAAAGAGGUGGAGAUACCAAUCGGCGAGUCCGUUGUUGGUAGCGACGAGGACAUCAGACCGAGAACAGCUCCUAGUGUCUAUCAAGAUGAUCAAGUAUUUCAAAUCCAAUCAGAAAAUGUGCCUUACAAGCACUCACUUCUUCAAACACCGCUCAACAAAGAGGCCAAGGCAUUGCCAAUGAUACCGAAUUUGGCAUGUGAGGAUGAGCAGGUCAUCUCACCCCAUGCUCCUUCAUCUGAUACUUCUAGUCCUGGUUUGAGGCGGGCAAAAGUGGCUAGAAAGAGGCCAACUCGACUUGGCGAAACUGUCUCCAGCACACCCCUGGUACCCAGCUCUCCUAUACUACCCAGCCAACUUGCGUCAAGCACCGGCGCUCGAAAGAUUAGUCGUACAGACGACGCCUCACGAGAAUGGAUGACAUUGCCAUAUGCUCAGAGAUCUGCGUCUCCGGAUCGAGAAGAGAACGUCACACCAGACAUUUCGCAAUGCGGUCCUGAUGCCAAGUCUAACCCUCAGCGACCAGAGUAUCAUCGUGCAAUUUCUUCAACACCUUCCAAGGAGUUACCAACCGUCCACCGACUCCGACCGAGUAGUCCAGCAAGCAUACCUCUGACACAAUCAAUUCAAGAAAAGUGGUCUGCCAUCUCUAGUGCAGAGAAGAAGUCGAAGCAAGAAAAGAGCCAACCUAAGGCUAGUAUACUAGAAAACAAGAUCGACAGUCGACCUUCAGAUCCUGGAAUGUGCUCUGCAAACGAUAUCCCGACUCCCCCACCUCAUCGAUUACAAAGCCAGGCCCCAGUAGUUCCUCAAUUUACUGAAGCUGGAACGAUCCCACAUUCAUAUAAUUCAGCUCCUCGUCCAGGAAGUGCUAAAGCCGUGCCGCCUCUAACAUCUCAACAACCCUCUUCACAUAAAGGUCGACAUGACGAUCGCCGUUCGUCUUCACCUCUGAAGCACGAGUACGCGCCUUCCACAACAUCCGGGUCUGAUGAGUCUGAUGAUGAGUCGUUUACUUCUUCCGGGUCGGAGACAUCGACCGACGGUAUCCUUGAGCGAGGCGAUAGACCCACACCAUUAGUACCUAUUCAGGCAGCAGAGUUCAGAAGACCAGUCAGAGUCCCGCCUCCAGCUUCGUUGCCUAGUUUGCCAGCUGGUUCACUAGCUCCCUCGAAUUCGGCCUCUCAAGCUCCUUACCGCACGGUACCUCGCGUUUCCCUCCAAUCAAAUGCAACCACUUUCAAAACAGUCGCGACGGUUAGUUCAUGGUCAAACAAGGGCUUUUGGGAGAAUCUACAUCCCGACGAGUGCUCUGUCGUAGUCUCACCGGGUCUUAUUGAGGCGUACGAAAUGUCUGCGGCACAUAGUGGUGGCGAAACAAAGAAUGAUGGUGGAACCAUAGCAGACGGUUCGUCCUGCGAAGAGACUGAUGAUCAGGGGAUUCGACCACUCGUUGCAUUCGAGCUGACACCGCUGAUCCCCCUUCGACGUGGUACCGCAUUGGACAUCUCUAUCAGAUCGGAAUCUACUACUCGGUCAAAAGUCAAGACAAGCACCAAUGUCAUGUUCCGGUCUCGUAAUGCAGAGGAGUGUGAGGCAUUGUACGCCAUGAUCAACCACGCGAGAAUCAACAAUCCUACUUGGGAGGCGUUGAAACGGGCGAGAUCGAGAGAGAUGCCAGAUGCCACGUUCAAUACCGGACCAGGCUCAGCGCGGCACUCGAGGUUUGGGUCCCGAUCUGGUUCGUGGUUCGGACUCGGGGGUCUUGGAAGAAGAUCAUCCUACCGUGCUUCCUCUGCACCAGUUUCUCGGCCUCCAAGCAUUGGGGGCGAUUCUGAGACGAGCGUUGGAAGCAUGAGCAGUGCAUUCAGUGCUCUUCGUCGUUUCUCGGGUGGAGCAACCGGUGGCAAGGGAAUGUUCAAUCUCAAUCGCAGUUCGGUUAUCCGUAAGAAUCGACGUUUCGGCACCAGCGCUUCUGCUUCGUUGUAUUCUUCGUCCAGUGGGACCACGGGGACAGGAGGUUCGGGGAGUGGUGCGAACAGUCCUGCAGCGAGUCAAUUGGGUCUAGUUUCUCCCACAGCAGAUCAGACAACAGCCGCAGCCGCAGCGACAGCUCCUAUUGGCACAAUCAACAACUUAAAGAUUCGGCUGUAUCUACGCGAGUCGGGUGCAAAGUGGAGGCAUAUGGGAGCAGCCAGAUUGAGCGUCCUGCCAGCUCCGAUCAUCAAUAACAGUAUUGCAGAUGGGUCGGCCGCACAAACAGACAAUGACUCGUCACCUCCCGGAACCACCGCUGGCUCUCGACCGCCCUCUACAUUAAUUGUCGGACAGCCAGGCCGGAGCCGUGGACCUCGACUGCCAUCUUCGAAUCACACCCCUCACCGCGUGCAUGGCAAUGGUAAUGAGAAGCGGAUUGUGAUCACCGGAAAGACCAAAGGCGAGCUUCUUCUAGACGCAACCCUUCAUGAGAGCUGCUUCGAGCGCGUUGCCCGCACGGGUAUUGCCGUCAGCGUCUGGGAAGAGCACGAAGAGGUGGCCAAGAGUGGAGGCGUGGUCGGUGGAAAGGGGAGAACCUACAUGAUCCAGAUGAUGGGUGAAGCUGAGGCGGCUUGGUUGUUUGGGAUGGUCGGUCGGCUCCGGUAUUGA
Endocarpon pusillum Z07020 is the source of this 6066-nucleotide messenger RNA. RefSeq lists its product as uncharacterized. The record is from RefSeq and is a predicted model, not a curated record. Gene Ontology annotation, molecular function: cholestenol delta-isomerase activity; C-8 sterol isomerase activity; steroid Delta-isomerase activity. NCBI's taxonomy places the organism in Eukaryota, Fungi, Ascomycota, Eurotiomycetes, Verrucariales, Verrucariaceae. Gene Ontology annotation, biological process: sterol biosynthetic process. Gene Ontology annotation, cellular component: membrane; endoplasmic reticulum. The coding region runs from base 1 to 6066 and encodes 2021 amino acids. The transcript has 4 exons.